CUGUCAGGGCCCGGUCAUGUGACUGGUUGUUUGCUUCACUUCCUGUUUCGCUGUGUCGGUCUCAGACUUUCGGAUUGUCUCCGUGUCCCCGGCUCCUCGGCGGCUCCUCCGACAAUCUGCAGCGGGCUCUCUGAGCUUCCUCCGCCGCCGGAGACACUCUUCCUGCGGGGCCGCGACGGGGCCGAGCUCCGGGGCCAGCGAUGGCGGACGGGGAACGGUCGCCGCUCCUGUCCGAGCAGCACGACGGGACCAACGGCUUCUCUCCCGGGGGCAGCGCGCACGGACAUCCGGCUAAACCUCAGAGUUUGGCGCCGUUCCCCAGCUUGGUGGCUCCCGGGGACCCUCCACCUCCCUACUCGCCCCAGGGCAGCCCGGACAGCAGCAGCGCUCCGGUCAUCAGCUGCCGCGUCUGUCAGAGCGCCAUAUCAGUGGAGGGCAAGACGCACCAGCACGUGGUGAAGUGCAGCAUCUGCAACGAGGCGACGCCGAUAAAGAACGCCCCCGUCGGGAAGAAGUACGUCCGCUGUCCAUGCAACUGUCUUCUGAUCUGCAAAGUCACGUCGCAGAGGAUCGCCUGUCCGAGGCCGUACUGUAAACGCAUCAUCAACCUGGGACCAGUUCACAUCGGGAGCGACAGUCCUGAACCGCAGCAACAACCCGUCGGCAUCAGGGUCAUCUGCGGACACUGCUCCAAUACAUUCCUGUGGACGGAGUUUUCUGACCGGACCUUGGCCCGAUGUCCACACUGCAGAAAAGUCUCUUCUAUUGGCCGGCGGUACCCCAGGAGGAGGAGCCUGCUCUGUUUCCUGCUGUUCAUCGUCCUCGCCGUCGCCACUGCAGGACUCCUGUUCGGUACGUGGGGACCUGCACAGCACUCUAAAGGGAUCUACGUGUCGUGGGUGCUGCUGAUCCUGCUCGCUCUCUUCACCAUGGUGAGAACCAUCUACUGGAGGUGUCUGAAAAUCAGCGAUCCAAUUUCCAACAUCGCGUAGAGGGAGAGGAGAGGAGAGGAAGGUGAGGAGAGAAGGAGCUGAGAAGGAAAGCAGUAGGUAGUGUAGUUUAAACCGAGAAGCAGAAGCCAGAGUUGACUGCAAAAACGAUGAAUCAUGGACGGGUCGGGUCGGAGGAACGAUUUACAUUUUACAAAUGGUUCACAUUCAUGCCAAAUUAAAUUUGAGCUGCUAAUUUGUCAAAAAACACGAUCACUAGUUUGACACUGCGACUUCCAUUGAACUCCAGAAAGUGCGUUUCUGCAGACGAGUGGGAAAAGAAAACGAGGGUCACUGGAGGGGAGAGAAAAACAUAUUUAACUAAUCUUUUUUGACCCUGUAGUUUUCUUCAUUGUUGGACUAACAUGUUGUUUCAAAGCCUGAUGCUGCUACGUUGUUUUAUUUCAAGCUGUUAUUGUCUCACUAACAUAAAGGUACAUUCUGUUUCUCUCCGUGCCCGAGAAUCAUAAAGAUGAUUAUGUCUCUCGACUGAACGUCUGUUCCGUGUAACUCUGGUGAGUGGGUUCGAUCUCCUGUGAGAAGAACUGACUGAGAGUCACAGCUUCAACUGUCACAAUCAGCUCCAGUUGAAGAGUGAAGCUGAACUGAGAUCAGUUAAAAACACUCUAAAGUUAUUAAAAGUACAGUCCAGGAAACACUUUUGGAGAUUCAGCGGUAAACGCUUUUUAUUUUUGAGAAAUACAGAAAAAAACGACACAUUGAUUUAAGUAAACCGACAAAUACUCGAUUACUUUCAGGUGUCGUGGAUUAAAGUUUCUGAGGAUUAAAACUCUUCAGUGUUUGAAGUUUGUCUGAGAUCAGCUGACAUUACAUUUAACACGGGAGAAGAAAUAACUUGGCAGCAGUUAAUCACCUUCUUAUCACUCUGUGAACUCACCAACCACCAAGUAAUCAAAGAUCUCAGUAACCACACGAAGUCAAAGUGCACAGAUCGUUCAGAAUACAGAGUGUGUGAAGUGUUUGCUUUUGUUUUGGGGCAUUUUUCAUUAAAAGGUAUAUUUCAAAUGAAUUGACUAACAAAUUGUGUGAAAGAAAAACACUAUAAAAGGCUUCAAGCGAAAAUCCGGCUGAUCGAUGUUGGUAAAACGUAACAAACAUUCAUACAUGUAUAAUAUGUUCAUGUAUAAUUUAUAUAAAUAUGUACAUAAUGAGGGAAAGUCAGUGAAACUUGAAUUGAGGCAUUAACUGAGAAAAACGACAUCACCUCGUCUUUCUUUGCGUGUGCAUCUCACAGGGAUUCAGGGGAAUUUAGAUUUAAUUUUAUGUUUUCUUUCAUCUUCAUUUGUUUAUGCUAAAUGAUACAUAAGACGAAAUGAUACAGUUAGAAUUAAUUAUUGUGGCCAAAAGAAUUCAUGAUAACAAUAUUGUAGCAACAUCUAUAAAAAGUUUUAAUAAUGAUUUAUAAUGAUACUUUCAGUCAAUUUCAUCUCGAACAUUUUUAAGUGUGUUUUAUUUUUUCAUAGAUUGACCAAUUUUACCAAUAAUAACAAUAAUAAAUUAUAAUUUUUCAUUUAAAAUAACCACCUGCAUACAGUGCUCAACACAGAUGUGUAAUAUCAACACUAUAUCAACACAUUCUUUUUAUUAUUAAGUGGACAUCACAUCAGUUAACUUUCUAAAUAAAACACAGAAGUGCAGUUUUUUCCCGUUUGAUUCCGACAUGAAUUUUCACACGAGGAACAAAUUAUUUAUUUUUCAUCUUUUUAAUUCUGUCGUGUGUCGUCUGAAGGAGUGAAACUGAAUUCAUGACAAUAGUAAAAACCUGUUUGUGUUAAAGUGUAAAUAUGAAUCAGCGGGAUGUUGAUUAUUUUGGGACUGUACAGAAUUAUGAGAGCUCCCCUUGUGGCCGAUCUAUGUAAGUACCCACUGACUGUGAAACCUGUUGCACUUGUACUCAUGUACUAUUACUGUAUGUUCCCGUCAAUCCGGUGGAUGGGUUUUUUUUUGUUUUUUUUCAAUAUUGUGGAACAAAUUAAUACUUUUAACAACGUC
Hippoglossus stenolepis (Pacific halibut) is the source of this 3002-nucleotide messenger RNA. RefSeq names its product type I phosphatidylinositol 4,5-bisphosphate 4-phosphatase-B. Bases 201 to 992 code for a protein of 263 amino acids. Gene Ontology annotation, molecular function: phosphatidylinositol-4,5-bisphosphate 4-phosphatase activity. NCBI's taxonomy places the organism in Eukaryota, Metazoa, Chordata, Actinopteri, Pleuronectiformes, Pleuronectidae. The transcript is spliced from 7 exons. Gene Ontology annotation, cellular component: late endosome membrane; phagocytic vesicle membrane; plasma membrane. The record is from RefSeq and is a predicted model, not a curated record. Gene Ontology annotation, biological process: phosphatidylinositol dephosphorylation.